AUAGGCAUUUAUUUUGUUAAGGCUGAACUAAUGGCAAUCGUGUAAAACGUUUCUCGUUUAGUAUACUUUAUUGUUACACCGGUUUAAGACUUCUGUUCUUUCGCAAAGUGGUUUCUGAGGAAAAUACAAAAUUCUAUAAUCAUGAAAAUGUCGUUUAAGUUUAUUUUUAUAGCAACCGUUAUAGUUAGCUACAGUUUAAAAAUGGCGUCUACCACCAUAAGCAUUGUUGAAAAAUAUAAGGAAGAAGAAGACAAUUUGGAUCCAUUAAUUCGUGUUCAAUGUAGCUACAUGCAUAGUGCUCAAAUUUACAUGGAGGUGAUCGACGAAUUGAUAGAAAAUAAAGAUAAGUUGGAGACAGUUCCUCAAGGUAAAGAUCUAUCGUAUACCAAACAAGCUGCUAAAAUCAAUGCGACCUUCCAUAAUGUCGUUGGGAUGCAGAAUACUGGUUUACAGAACGUAAUGUGGAUAUUUUCAAUGUAUGCCGAGAGAGUAUUGGCGUACAUGGAAUCUGUCAUAAAGAAGGUCCCGGCCGAAGAUCAAGAAAACAUCUUUUCCGUUCACCAAUCCGUAACUAUUUUUCUCGAUAAAUACAUGAACUCUGCCGUCUGCGCCGGUUAUAAGAAGGGCAAAAAGGUAGAUAUGGAUGUCUUGAUAUGUAGUACUGAUGAUUUGCAACAUCUAUUGACCACUCUCGAAGCUAGGACAUCAGUUUUCAUGCAGCGAAUAGACAUAAACGCCAACGAAUACGGUAUCAGCACCGACGGGCACGAACAGUUUAGUUUGAACAAGUUGAGCUUGAACGGACUGCUGGCGGACAUGGAAGCGACUAAACAAAUUUUAGAAAUUUCCGGAGUAGAGCUAAAUUGGGACCAAGUGUUGCUGCAUUUAAAAAAAGAUUACGAUUUGGGAACGCAAGUCAACGGUAAUAAAUUGAGUCAACAGAUAAAGUCAUUGAAACAAUUUCAUGACGGGUUUGCUAUGUUGGUAAAAGUAAUCAUGAUUCGUCUGAUGUUGAAGUUCUUAAUGCAUGACGAAUACGAGUAUAACUGGGGUGAGAAUAAAAUGGCACUUAAUAUAGUCGAGUUAGAGAACUAUUUGAUUCCACAAGAUGAUAUAUAUGAAAUAAAAUCCAUGGUUGAAAAUAACACUAAAGAUUUUCAGGACAAGAUUCAAACUAUUGCCAAUAUAAGCAUAUAUCUUUCCACUUUAGAUACGCCAUAUAACGAUCCUAAAUUGCGCAAAUAUUCUGAUAACAAACAACAAAAGUUUACAGAUUUUCAACAAGACGUAAUACGUUUCGUCAAAACUUUCAAAGGAGCUUUAUCUAACAUAAACUACAGUAUAAUUAAACAAUUUAGACGUCUUGCAGAUUCAAAAGAAUACUUAGCACUAGUAUGGCGUGAAAAAAAAGUUGAAAUAACUAAUUUUAUAGAACAAAAUAUGGCAUGAAAUAGUGAUGGUGAAUGAUAUAGAAGGCAGUGAUUAAAAUAUAAUAACUUAAGCUAAUUAGGGCGCAUAGGUUGGGUGUAAA
Adelges cooleyi (spruce gall adelgid) is the source of this 1531-nucleotide messenger RNA. RefSeq lists its product as uncharacterized. The record is from RefSeq and is a predicted model, not a curated record. Lineage: Eukaryota; Metazoa; Arthropoda; Insecta; Hemiptera; Adelgidae. Bases 142 to 1449 code for a protein of 435 amino acids. The transcript has 2 exons.